Pimephales promelas (fathead minnow) is the source of this 3066-nucleotide messenger RNA. The record is from RefSeq and is a predicted model, not a curated record. Lineage: Eukaryota; Metazoa; Chordata; Actinopteri; Cypriniformes; Leuciscidae.
UUGUAGUUUUUCGUUCUCCUCUAAUAUGAUAUUUACGGCUGUGUGUGCGCAAUGGAACACCUGCAUACUACGUAGUGUACAUUGUAUACAAAACAAAACAGUAGGCUACGUGAAGCUGUGCACUGUGUAGCGAUACACGUCGUUUCAUUAGCUUGGAGUGGACUAUUAAUAUAUCGAUGAAUGCGUAGUGUACAAAACAACCCUACAUCCCCACAGCACCUACACUACAGCCGCAGUACGAGCGAGUGCGCAGGGUGUGAUUGUGACACAGCCCGGUGUCUCUCAUGUGAUGAAAACACGGAAAACGGAAGAGACGGUCGUGCUCUCGAGGUGAAUCUACAGUCAUCAUGCAGAGUACGGCGAACUACCUGUGGAUGAUGUCGGACCUGCUGGGUCAGGGCGCCACGGCCAACGUGUACCGCGGCCGGCACAAGAAAACGGGCGAUCUGUACGCGGUCAAAGUGUUUAAUAACCUGAGCUUUCUGCGGCCGCUGGAUGUCCAGAUGAGGGAGUUCGAGGUGCUGAAGAAGCUCAAUCACAAGAACAUCGUGAAGCUGUUCGCCGUCGAGGAGGAGUCGAACACGCGUCACAAGGUGUUGGUGAUGGAGUACUGCCCGUGCGGGAGCCUGUACACGGUUCUGGAGGAGCCGACCAACGCAUACGGGCUCCCGGAGGACGAGUUCCUCAUCGUUCUGCAGGACGUGGUGGCGGGAAUGAACCAUCUGCGGGAGUACGGCAUCGUGCACCGAGACAUCAAGCCGGGGAACAUCAUGCGUGUGAUCGGAGAGGACGGCCGGUCCGUGUACAAACUCACAGACUUCGGAGCCGCCCGCGAACUGGAGGACGACGAGCAGUUCGUCUCUCUCUACGGCACCGAGGAGUAUCUGCAUCCUGACAUGUACGAGCGAGCGGUCCUGAGGAAAGAUCACCAGAAGAAGUACGGCGCCACGGUGGAUCUGUGGAGCAUCGGCGUCACCUUCUAUCACGCCGCCACCGGCUGCCUGCCGUUCAGACCCUUCGAGGGCCCGCGCAGGAACAAAGAAGUCAUGUAUAAGAUCAUCACGGAGAAGCCGCCGGGCGCGAUCUCAGGCCAUCAGAAGUUCGAGAACGGGAAGAUCGAGUGGAGCUCCGAGAUGCCGAUCUCCUGCAGCCUCUCCAAGGGUCUUCAGAGUCUCCUCACGCCAGUGCUGGCCAACAUCCUGGAGGCGGAUCAGGAGAAGUGUUGGGGAUUCGACCAGUUCUUCGCCGAGACCAGCGACAUCUUACACCGCAUCGUGGUCUACGUGUUCAGCCUCCAGCAGGCCACGCUACACCACAUCUACAUACACACCUACAACACGGCGAACCUGUUCCAGGAGCUGCUCUUCCGGCGGACCAACAUCGCGCCGUCGCAUCAGGAGUUCCUGUACGAGAGCCGGCGCCUCGUGUUCGACCCCACCCGUCAGGCCCAGAGCUUCCCCAAGUCCUCCCGCGACAAUCCCAUCAUGCUCCUCAGCCGAGACCCCGUCAACACCGUCGGCCUGGUGUUCGAGGACCCCAGCCCUCCGAAAGUGCAGCCGCGCUACGACCUGGACCUGGACGCUAGCUACGCCAAGACGUUCGCGGGGGACGUGGGCUAUCUGUGGAAGACGUCCGACUCGCUGCUGCUGUACCAGGAGCUCGUGAGGAAAGCCGUGCGCGGCCUGAAUGAGCUGAUCAGAGACGAGUACAGCGAGACGACACACAAGAAGACGGAGGUGAUCCACGCGUGUACCUACUGUAGCCAAACACUGGAGAGGACCGAGCAGAUGUGUGAGGUCAUGAUGCAGGGAAACAUGCUGUCGGCGGAGUACGAUGAGAUCCGGGACAUGAGGAAGAAGGUGAUGCGGCUGUCCAGCUCUCUGGGCUCGAUGGAGCAGACGCUGCAGGACAUCAGCACCAUGUUCCUGCCCGGCGGGAGUCUGACCGACACCUGGACGCAGCAAGUGGGAACGCAUCCGGAAGACCGGAAUGUGGAGAAGAUCAAAGUUCUGCUGGACGCCAUCAGCGCCGUUUACCAGCAGUUCAAGAAGGACAAGGCCGAGAGACGUUUGCCCUAUAAUGAAGAACAGAUCCACAAGUUCGACAAACAGAAGCUGGUUCUGCACGCCACUAAAGCGCGGGCGCUCUUCACGGACGAGUGUGCCAUGAAGUAUCGGCUCUUCAUCUCCAAGAGUGAGGAGUGGAUGAAGAAGUUCCAUCACGUCCGUAAGCACCUCUUGUCUCUGACUGGUCAGUUCUCCAGCAUGGAACAGGAAGUGACUCUGAUCCUGCAGCGCUUGUAUAAACUGAUGGAGCAGCUGCCUCAGAAGAUGAUGCCCAUGACGGCCGGAGGACUCAAACCGCAGGCGUAUCUCAGUCCCAGCACUCUGGUGGAGAUGACCCUGGGGAUGAAGAAGCUGAAGGAGGAGAUGGAGGGAGUGGUGAAGGAGCUGGCGGAGAACAACCUGUUCCUGGAGAGGUUUGGCUCGCUGACGGUGGACGGCGCCAUCAGGAACGUGGACCGGAUCUGACCGGAUCUCAGCCCUCUCUGUUGUACAUAUGAAUAGAGUGUAAAUACAGUACACAUGCUGAAACUCUUCUUUAUCUCUUAAAUCUUGUGUUAAUUCUCAAACUAGAGUUGUUAUUAAACACGAAUAAGUGCUUUUACUUUCUGUUCUUAUCAUGAAAAUGAGACCUAGCUCUUCGGUUUGAUCCAUAAACACCUGUGCGCUUCGUGAACGCUCGUGUUCGUCAGGCCGUGAACAAACGUUCGGCUGACAUCAUGGGAACGUCACUAUCGAACCUUCGGAAACGAGUUCAAACAUUAUAAACGUUUCAGAAAAAAACAUUCCAUGAUGGAUGUAUAAAUAAUGUUUUUGUGCUAACGUUGUGGGAACAUUAUUAAAGCCCAGAUAACUCUGAACGAACGUUUGUUCACGAGAGAACGCUCCUGUUCAACGACUAACGUUUCACUGAGACGACUGUUUUCCAUCAGUGUAAAUGAAAACUAUUUAUAGACUUUAAUGUUGUUUUCUGUAAAUGAGGAUUAAAAAAAGAAGAAACCUU